CCACAAAAAUUCACCGCAGGAGAAAAAAGAAGAAAAAAAAAAGGGCAUGGUGCCCGUGAGGCGAGAGGAGAUUGGGUACGUGUCCACAAACUACUGGCUGGAUCACUUCUCGGUACACCGGAAAAGAUCUCACUACUGCGGAUUUCCGCGGGGUUCCUCCUUCCCGUUACCCGCGAAGACGACGAGGCAUAGAAGCCCUAGACCUAAUGGCAGCCAUCUCUUCCGUCUCCUUCGCCUCGCUGCGGCAAGCCUCUUCGGGGAGGAGACCGACGCCCUCCGCCUCUGGAUCCUUCGCCACUCCGGCUUUCAGAGGCCCUCGACUCACACCCCCUAAGCUGCGCUCUCGAAUGGUGGUCCGGUGCGUCGCGGCCACAAGCGAUGUGCCACCCACUGUAUCAGAAACAAAGUUGAAUUUUCUCAAGUCAUACAAGCAACCUAUUCCGAGCAUAUACAAUUCUGUAUUGCAAGAACUCAUUGUGCAGCAACAUCUGAUGAGGUACAAAAGAUCUUAUCAGUAUGAUGCUGUCUUUGCAGUUGGUUUUGUCACUGUAUUUGAGCAGCUGAUGGAAGGAUAUCCUAGCAAUGAUGAUCGAGAUGCCAUCUUCAGAGCAUAUAUCCAGGCCUUAAAGGAGGAUCCUGAACAGUACAGAUGUGAUGCACAAAAGCUGGAAGAAUGGGCUCGUGCUCAAAAUGCUAAUUCAUUAGCAGAUUUUUCUUCGAGAGAAGGAGAGGUUGAAGAUAUUUUGAAAAAUAUUUCUGAACGGGCUCAGGGUAAGGGAAAUUUCAGCUAUAGUCGAUUCUUUGCAAUUGGACUAUUUCGUCUGCUUGAGCAGGCAAAUGCAACAGAACCAACGAUCUUAGAAAAGCUUUGUGCUGCCUUAAACAUAGACAAACAAAGUGUGGAUAGGGACCUCACUGUAUACCGCAAUCUUCUUUCAAAAUUUGUCCAGGCCAAGGAUCUUCUGAAGGAGUAUGUUGAUAGAGAAAAGAAGAAAAGAGAGGAGAGAGUAGAAUCUCAGAAGGCUAAUGAGGCUACCACUAAAUGCGUGGGGGGUUUUCAUUGUGCAAGGCAUCAGCAAGUCAAUGUUUUGACCUGUUCGAAAGCUUGAUGAAACUUCAGCUUGCUUUUCCUUUUAUCUUCACUGGAGCAAGGUGGAAACUUCAAGCAACUUUGAGCCAUAUAUGAAGAUAUGUUUCAAUUUAAUGUUUAUUAUUUCAGAGUUUGAGGAUCCAAAUGUAUCAUAGUUAUUCAGUUGCACCAAUUUUUAUACUUUUGUUUCAUAUACGUAUGUGUCAUCAUAAUGCUGGCUUUAUUAUUUGCAACAUGCAAAGGGCAUGUGGAUCGAUGUUCUCCAAA
This is a messenger RNA of Phoenix dactylifera (date palm), 1357 nucleotides long. RefSeq names its product photosystem II reaction center PSB29 protein (gene PSB29). The record is from RefSeq and is a predicted model, not a curated record. Gene Ontology annotation, cellular component: chloroplast thylakoid. Gene Ontology annotation, biological process: protein import into chloroplast stroma; protein import into chloroplast thylakoid membrane; thylakoid membrane organization. Lineage: Eukaryota; Viridiplantae; Streptophyta; Magnoliopsida; Arecales; Arecaceae.